Pseudophryne corroboree (corroboree frog) is the source of this 2582-nucleotide messenger RNA. RefSeq names its product solute carrier family 13 member 5 (gene SLC13A5). Gene Ontology annotation, biological process: citrate transport; transmembrane transport. The record is from RefSeq and is a predicted model, not a curated record. NCBI's taxonomy places the organism in Eukaryota, Metazoa, Chordata, Amphibia, Anura, Myobatrachidae. The transcript has 12 exons. Bases 477 to 2240 code for a protein of 587 amino acids. Gene Ontology annotation, molecular function: citrate transmembrane transporter activity; sodium:dicarboxylate symporter activity; succinate transmembrane transporter activity. Gene Ontology annotation, cellular component: membrane.
GGAGCGAGGUUUCAGGCCACAUCAUCUUACAAUAAUGGAUAUGUGCUUGCUGAUGUGUACUUAAAAGGUCCCAACCAUAGUGUUAUGUUGUACUUUGUAAUUUAAGUGCAGAACAUUUGUCCAUACUGAAUAUGCAUCUAGCCAAUGAGGAUCUUGGGAUGUAACCUACUCAUUUAUCUUUUGUUGUGAUGAUACAGACCGGCUGACAGAACUGCAGAGGGAUUCUUCUCCUCCCAUCCAUGUGGAAAGUGAAGUUGGACUGUGACCUUACAUUAGAAAUGCAGCUACCUAGUGGAUUUUACAAAACACACCUUGAUAACCUCCCACUGUCUAACUCAGCACUAUAUCAAUGCGAGGAAUCCUAGGAGGAUCACAUACAUCUUCUGAGAACUUCAAGGACACUGCCACCUUGUGUGUCAGCCUUGCCAGAAUCCAAUAGUGACCCCAUAUUCCAUACUACUAUACUACUGCUCCAUAUGAUGGCACCAUGUGUGAAACAACUUUUGAGCUGCAAGAGGUUUUUUAUUUUGUUUGCAACACCACUUCUGCUGUUACCAUUACCACUGAUCAUUCGUUCAAAGGAAGCCAGUUGUGCCUACACAAUCAUCCUCAUGGCUGUGUACUGGUGUACAGAGGUCAUCCCCCUCGCAGUCACUGCAUUGCUGCCCGUCCUGUUGUUCCCAAUGUUUGGAAUUCUGGAAUCAAAACAGGUGUGUAUGCAGUACCUGAAGGACACAAACAUGAUGUUUGUGGGAGGAUUAAUAGUGGCAGUGGCUGUGGAACACUGGAACCUACACAAAAGAAUCGCACUGAAGGUUCUGCUUAUUGUUGGAGUUAGCCCUCCCCUACUAAUGUUGGGGUUCAUGGGAGUCACAGCCUUCCUGUCUAUGUGGAUAAGCAACACUGCAACUACAGCCAUGAUGGUUCCUAUUGUGCAAGCGGUCUUGGGUCAGCUAAGUAACACGGAGCAAGAACCUUCCAUCUUGGAUUCUGAUGGACAGACAAACCCAGCAUUGCAACUGGAUGAAAAGAAUGCUAUCAGCAUGAUUGACAUGCAGAAUGUGGCAAAUGGACAUACACAAGAUAUCUCCUUGGAUGCUAAAGAAAGGAAGGAAAAGAAGCAUAUUAACAAGGGGAUGAUGCUGUGUGUAUGCUACGCAGCUAGUAUUGGUGGUACUGCCACUUUAACUGGGACUGGGCCAAACCUUGUGCUGAAAGGACAGUUUAGCGCGAUAUUUCCAAACAAUGGAGAUAUUCUGAAUUUUGCCUCAUGGUUUGGAUUUGCCUUUCCCAACAUGAUAAUAAUGCUGUGCAUGGCCUGGCUGUGGCUCCAGAUCUCCUUUUUAGGAAUAAACUUAAAGAAGACGUGGGGCUGUGGAACUUCAAGCUCGGAGAAGGAACGAGCCGCUUAUAACAUCAUUAGAGAAGAGUACCGCAAGCUGGGUCCCAUUUCCUUUGCAGAGUCCAGUGUGCUCCUGCUCUUUUCUCUGCUGGUUAUUCUUUGGUUUACAAGAGACCCUGGUUUUGUCAAAGGCUGGGCAACUGUGCUCUUCAAUAAGGACAACGUGGAGUAUGUAACAGAUGCCACAGUUGCUAUAUUUGUAGCUGUCCUUCUUUUUAUUCUACCAGCACAAAGACCCAAGAUUGCCUGUGGCAAGCAAAGGAACAGCUUUGAUACUGAAGAUUCAGAAGAAGAACUGGAGUCAUGUAUGUCUGCACCAUUACUUACAUGGAAGGUGGUCCAUAAGCAGAUGCCCUGGAGUAUUGUUGUUCUUCUAGGAGGAGGCUUUGCACUUGCGAAAGGAAGUGAUGUUUCUGGAUUGUCUUCCUGGCUUGGUCAACAAAUGACAUUUCUGCACAGCGUUCCACCAUGGGCCAUCGCCGUUAUCUUGUCAUCGAUGAUCGCAGUCUUUACAGAAUGUACCAGCAAUGUUGCCACAGCUACUCUCUUUCUACCCAUCCUAGCUUCUAUGGCACAAUCCAUUAAGGUAAACCCGUUGUACAUAAUGAUUCCUUGUACCCUCAGUACGUCCUUUGCUUUCAUGUUACCUGUGGCAACACCACCAAAUGCCAUCGUCUUCUCAUACGGCCAUCUCCACGUGUUAGAUAUGGUAAAAACUGGCAUUAUGAUGAAUGUUAUUGGCAUCUUAUGCACUACAUUAGCCAUCAACAGUUGGGGUCGCCCCCUGUUCAGCUUAGACACUUUCCCUCCCUGGGCUAAUACUACAGAUGGAAACUGAUGGAAAGGCAUUUCAAGUCACGUCAGCGUAGCCCUGGUCAUCAGGGCACGGCUACAUUUAUGAACGUGGAAGGUUAAUAUGGAGCCAAGUUUAUUAUAUACAAACAAAGAGGUUACUGGAUUCAACAGAAACCUGAGCAAAAUUUCCAAGUCAAUUCAAGAACAAGCCAACAAACUCUUACAUACUGUAUAUAAUUAAAAGAAAAAAAGAAGGAAACUGUAUAGCAAUAACAUAAUUAUACAGUAAAUAACAGUUUUGGAGAAUACAUACUGUAAAUAGGAAUUUUAGUAAUGGUGAUUUAUUAACAUGGUGAUUUAUUAAAAUACUAGACAGUCUAAAUAA